AUGCCGCCCUGCUACCAAGAUUUGACCAAUCAGAUGCUGCCCUGCUACCAAGAUUUGACCAAUCAGAUGCUGCCCUGCUACCAAGAUUUGACUAAUCAGAUGCCGCCCUGCUACCAAGAUUUGACCAAUCAGAUGCCACGCUGCUACCAAGAUUUGCGAGAACCAAUUACCUUCCACUGCGCUCCGGAUGGACUGGCAUUACCUUCCACUGCACUCCAGACGGUCCGACAUCUUUCGCCGCAGUUUUGGUAGGUUUAUUUUCUUGUCUUAAUAUUAGAAUUUCGACUUAACCUCCAUUGAUAGCUCAUUAACCAGGGCGAUGAACGUUUUGCAUGAUUUUCGGAUGACUGUCAGUUAACCAGGGCGCUCGUGGGCUUAAAUGAAAGUUUUACAUGAUUUUCGGACGACUGUCAGUAACAGUUAGCUAGCCAAGUCACUGUACGUACAUGAAAUAAAAUUCGGAUUUAUGUGUGGCGGCUGAUAACACUUAGAUGUGUUAGCCUAUUUGCUCGCAUAUGCACUCAUGCACAGUGAAUAACGGGCUAACCAUUUGGUACGAACGCUGGCGUUACCUAAUCGUCAGUCCGAGAUGUAAAUAACUCCACAGUUUGCUAUCUAUUGUUUGAGAAAUUGUUGGUGUACAGGUUGUUGCAUUAGUAAAGCAGUUCAGGGAAGCUAAAUGUGUGCACAAAUACAGUAGUGUACCUAACAAAUAACUGGUCAUAAGAAAGUAAACUGUGAACAGCUAUAUCAUGCAUUGUAGGCUAAUACUGUAUCACAGACAGGCAAAUGCGAUCAAAUCGUGCAUAACCUAAUUUACAUGAGGAGUAAUAGAGGCGUUGAGCUUGAUUUAUUUUACUUUAGGUAGGCGUGAGUUCCGAAUGAAAGGAAAUAACACAAGAAUGCAUAGGCUUUGUGAUCAUAUGCAGAAAUAAACAAGUUAGCAAUGCAAUAAAAAUACUAUUUUGCUGUAUCUCUAUCCUGUAGUAAAAUAAACUAGAACCCCCCAAAAAAAACUAAAUAUGAAGAAGACAGACAUAACUUGAAUAUUUGUGAGGCAGAUCUAUACAAUCACAUAUCCAUACAUACUUCUGCUUACAUACAUACCUCCAAACAAGAGUGAGAAUUAGGCUUUUACAAUAUACAGUAGGUGCAAUAUAAGAGGUCAGAGCAAGUAUAUUCUGUUUCUUUUUCUACCAUAGGUAAUGGAACCUAAAUUUCGAAGAAGAGGGGAUGGCCGUGCCUUCCUCUUUGAUUCAGAGGACGCAAGGAAAGUUAAAGCUGAGAAUAGGCCAUGGGCUCCAGCUUGCUCAGCACAGGAAGUUAGGGAGUCUGCAAAGAUGGCUGUUCCGCAGCUUGGUGGAGACCCAGCAAAUGAGCAGCAUCUACUGGGCCAGCAUCAGAUGCAGUUUGGCAUGUUUCGAGGCCAAACAUUUCAGUGGGUAGCUGAAAAUGCCCUCAGGUAUGCUGGAUUUGUGGUUGCCUCAAUGUCAGAGGAGUCUGGACGCUCUGAUUCAGAGAACAACCUGAUGAACAAGAGAGCAUUCCAGAGGUAUAUUUCCCACUAUCCUGCAGGCCGAUAUGCCAUUCAGGUUAAGUUGGAGGAAAAAGCCUCCAAAAGCUCGACUAAACCUGCCACUGCCACCGCCACACAACCCUCUACCUCAUCACAACCCUCCACUUCAUCACAACCCUCCACCUCCACUCUCUUUCUCUCUCACAUACUCAGUUCAUUAUGCUUUAUUGGCAUAAAUGUCUUGUGAACAAAUUUUGGACAUGACCAAAGAAUAUGCAUGAGAUGAGUAUACAUACAUAUAACAUGCUUAUACUUUGAGGUAUCAGUGUGAAUAUUUGAUAAGAAAAACCAGUGAAAUGAAGUAGUGCAUUUUCCAUGUGUAUUCUCUCCAAAUGUAAGACUGUGGUUUUAUACAUACCUUCUUUCAUUCCUUCUUUCUCUCAUAUCUGUUUAAUAGAGAGCAGAAUUUGCCUGCCUGCCGGUUAGAUCCCUGCCCUGCCAGAGGUUGACCAGCACUGGAUUGCGAAGGUCCUGUUUCGGUGGUCACGUAACAAUCAGCCAGAGCUGGACCAUUCAAAGGUGGACAGAAUGUGCUGGUACCCACCUCGCCCAUCGCUGACCUCCAGUGCCAUACCCACAUUGGAGCAGUUUUUUGGGCACCCCUUGUUCCUGUGGAUGCCCAGGAAGCUGUGGCGUGUGAGGCUGCUCUGUCCUCAUACAGACUGUGGGAAAUCAGAGCUCACUUCUGCUGGGAUUCAUCAGAGGAUCAGGCAGGUGGUUGGUGUCAGCAGUUCUUACCACCUGGCAUCUGAAUAUCUUGCCUGUAAGAGCUGCAAAAGAAAAUUCAUCAGCUGGAGCCACACCAUAGUCUUCCAGCUGGACAUCGGCCACCGCAUCCAAUUCCCGUGUCUGCUGACACACAGGCUUGGAUGCGACAUGCAGGUUGUGCGCCUGAUGCGUCAGCAAGGCUUGGGGAACAGCAGCAGCCAGCUUCAGAAGCAGUUGGAGGAGCAGCACGCAGAAACAUGGAUUGAACAGCAAAUCCAAUUUCUCUCUGAGUACCAAGGAGUUGCACAAGCCGUCUCCUCUGGGCUGAUUUCACCAGUCCCGCCAGGGGAUUUGCCAGCUAUGCCUGCAGUACCAAAAUAUCGCUGGCUAAUGCAGGUGUACGCUCAGGAUGUCCUCAGCUGGCUGGAGGAAGUCAAAGCUUCCAUCACCUCACUCUUUGGCCAGGUCUUGAAAAUGGACUCAACCAAAAAGAUAGUAAGGAAGCUGGCAGGUCAGGCCCGGUCUACAGCUGCUUGGGCCACAAAUGUUGGGAAUGAGCAUGGACACGUCAUCAUGUCUGUGCUCACAGCAAGUGAGGGCUGGGGCCUGAUGAAGAUGACAGAGGGUCUUGUGAGGCGCUACAAGGAUGCCGGGGUGCCACCCCCAGAGAUCCUGUAUGUAGACCGUGACUGCUGUGGGAACUCGCACCUACACAAGAUCUUUGGGGCAUGGCCGGCCUUGAAGGUUCGGUUGGACGUUUGGCACUUCAUGAGGAGGUUUGCAGCUGGAUGCACAACCAAGUCCCAUGCUCUCUAUAUCAGCUUCAUGGCUCAUCUCAGCCGCUGCAUCUUUGUGUGGAAUAAGACUGACUUGCAGCAGCUCAGAGCAGCCUAGCAGGCGGAGCUAGAAGCAAGGCACAUGCGUCCCACUGAGGCUGAUCUGACUUCUCACAUCACAAAGUCAGAGAUGAUGCUUCACUGCAGGAGGGUUGUGCGGAAAAGCACAGAGAUGGAGGACAUGCUUACAGAGUUGAUUGAGGCAUAUGAUGGAGUGAGGGGCUGCAAUACUCUGGGUGUGCCUCUGAUCAACUCUGCGAGGAUGGCUGAAAUCUGGAAGGCCCAGCGCAAGCACAUUCCCUGCCUCCAGGACACUCCGGGUUUCGAGCUGUAUACACAGACUGGGACACAGAAGAAAGGUGGUCAUGUGCUGCCAACGUACAAAUGUGCCAGAGGUUCAACUGCGCUGGAGAACUUUCAUCUGCACAUGAACCGGUUCAUCCCAGGUGCACAGUGUUAUGUUUCCAUAUAAGCUGUAAUAGAAUAAUAUUUAUGAUUUCACAUAUAUUUGCAUUCAAGGAAUCACAGUGCAUAUAUUUAAUAUUUUUCAGGAAUCCUGGCAAGUGACACCUUUUUUCAGGCAUAUCUGGUGGAUUGUCUUUCUAGGUGGAAUGAGGACAGGACAGUGACAGCACAGGGGCUUGAAGGGCCACACUUCUACAGUGGCCUCCUUAGGCAUGUCGCCAACUGGCUGUCAGAGGAGGUGCUUGGGAGAAAGCUGGUCGAGUACACGUCCCCACGAAAAUACACCAGUAUGCAUGUGAUAAAUUAUUACCUCUGAUUUUAUUUGGAUACAUAUUCCUGUGACUCACACUUCUUUGUUGUUGUUGCAGGAGAGCUCAUUGGCAUCCAGUACUUGUACAGCCAAAAUAAUGCUGUCAUGCAGGACUACAAGUUGGCUCUUACAGCACUGGAGACAGAGGAGAUCAUAUUGGCAGAGAGGGAGUUAUUGCAUGAUUAAUGUACUAACACUAAUAAUGCUCAAUAUCUUUGCAGAUGCUUUGCAGCUGGGAGGAGCGCAGCGCAGUGGCCUGACAGCAAUUGUGUCUGUGAGUCACUGUUCGUCAAGCUUUGCAAGGAGUACAGGGGACCCAGACGCAUUGAUGGAGUCAGGCAUGAGCGCUGGAGCCUCGUGACCAGGGCAAACCUCCACAUCCAGCAAGUGAUUCUCAACAAUGCUGCGGUGAUGGAGGGAACAACUAUUCAGCUACCGGUGGUGAAUAGUGCAACAAUUGCAACCUGGUGAGUUGGUAAACACUUAACCUUGUGACAUAAUAACCUAAUAUUUAUGCUAGUUUCUGAGUAGACAUCUUGUACUCUUUCAUUGCCCUAUGUUACACAAAAAUAAUACUAGGAUUAUUUUUAGGUACUGCAAACGUGAAAGGCGACAGGACACGCAGGUUCUGGAGCAAGGAAUUUCUGCUCCAAAUCCUGCCACAGUGAGCCCAGAGAGCCUGCCUCCUGCAGUCGAGAGGAAAGGCAAACCCUGCAUGCCUCCCACCAGUGAGAAAGAUUCGCAUGUGUUUGUUCUGCCUCCUAAUAGUGCAGGAACAGCCCGGCUGAAGCAGAAACUCAAAAACCCAGUGGCGCCAUGUCUUAGGCCACCUUUGCUUGCAGCUCUGGAGCCACCACUCCAGGCUGCAGCACAAACUCUGCAGCCUGCACCCCAUCCUCCUGUGCCUGCAUCCCGACCUCUCCUGCUUGCAUCCCAUCCACCUGUGCUUGCAGCCCAACCUCUCCUGCCUCCACCCAGACCUCCUCUGCCUGCAGCCGGACCUCUCCUGCCUGCACCCAGACCUCCUCUGCCUGCAGCCUGACAUCUUCUGCCUGCUACCAGACCUCCUCUGCCUGCAGCCGGACCUCUCCUGCCUGCACCCAGACCUCCUCUGCCUGCAGCCCGACCUCUCCUGCCUGCACCCAGACCUCCUCUGCCUGCAGCCCGACCUCUCCUGCCUGCACCCAGACCUCCUCUGCCUGCAGCCUGACAUCCUCUGCCUGCUACCAGACCUCUCCUGCCUGCACCCAGACCUCCUCUGCCUGCAGCCCAACCUCUCCUGCCUGCACCCAGACCUCCUCUGCCUGCAGCCCGACCUCUCUUGCCUGCUCCCAGACCUCUUCUGCCUGCAGCCCACCCUUCUCUGCCAACUCCACAACCAACGGUUUCUGUCAGACCUGCAGGAGCCUUGCCUUACACCACCCAGCUCUACCAUCAAGAGGAAGAGCAAACUGGCAAAACGAAAAGGUCUUACACACGAAAGACCAUCACCUGCAAACAGUGCCAGAAGAAGCGGGACCCUGCCACCCACCAGCAGUAUUUUGGUAAUUGGUACUGUCAGGCCACAGUCAACAUGA
Molecule: messenger RNA, 5472 nt
Organism: Xyrichtys novacula (pearly razorfish)
Lineage: Eukaryota; Metazoa; Chordata; Actinopteri; Labriformes; Labridae
Source: the annotation of a GenBank genome assembly